Molecule: messenger RNA, 996 nt
Organism: Amoebophrya sp. A25
Lineage: Eukaryota; Dinophyceae; Syndiniales; Amoebophryaceae
Source: the annotation of a GenBank genome assembly
AUGACGCUUCCGGAGGUUGAGCUAGUCAACGUGCCGCCAUGGCUGUCCGCUUUGUGGCUCUCGCAGCCAGAUGGCACCAUAGUCGGGCAUUGUGAGGAUGACAAGACAAUACGGCUGACUCCCGCGUGUGCAGAUCCGAAAAAGCCAUCCGUCCUCGAAACCACACUCAUACGAGAAGCGAAAGGAACGUACUUACUUAUGCUUUUACUUUAUUUUGCAAUUAUAGUUGGUACUGUAGUGUUUAUUAAGCUCCUUAACCAUUCCUUUUUAGCGGUAGGAUUUGGUGAUGAUUUCGUCCUCUUGGCCGCGUCAGUAUAUGCUCUUAAUGAAUCAAGAUUUAGUUACUUAUUUGAAACAAAGUUUUGUUGAAACACCUGCUUCGGCUUGUCCAAUGAAAAACGCUUGUUUUCAGGUAUGCCAUCGAUCUAGAGGGUCCGCCUGAGAGUUCGACAGCUGACGUCGCAAGUCGCAAGACAUCUGUCGGGACAACUGCAUCUUCUUCUAGCAGUAGCAGUAGUGCACAGAAAAAGACGGACAUGUCCGCUGCGACACCAGGGGUUGGGGGAUCGACUUCCAGUACAACUGCUGCAGCUAGUGGCGAGAACAAAAGGACAGUGGAGAGAGUGACGAGGGUUUUAUCCUUGUUACCUAAAGAGGACGAUGAGAGCUAUCGAAAUAUGGUGGCGGAGAGGCGAAAAGCGGCAGCGAGAAGGGAACCCCAUAUUACCGAAAUCGAUAAGCGACCUAAGGUGCAAAAAAGGACAGUAGUAGAUACCAAACCCCAUGAAGCGGGAGGUGGCAGUAGAUUGAAUGCACUGAAAAAACGAAAAAUAUAGCAGGAGUGUUCAGAAAAACAAAAUUACUUAUGCGCUCAACUCCUUGAUUCCUCCACCUGAACAAGAGGCAUCUCUCCGCCUCCUUCUUCCUCCUUCGACUACCUUUUUCAGAACAAUCGUCGCUUUCUAAGGUCUCGAGUACCUGCUUUGAAGAGAAAAG